This is a messenger RNA of Exophiala xenobiotica, 1407 nucleotides long. RefSeq lists its product as uncharacterized. Lineage: Eukaryota; Fungi; Ascomycota; Eurotiomycetes; Chaetothyriales; Herpotrichiellaceae. The transcript has 2 exons. Gene Ontology annotation, molecular function: tRNA adenosine(64)-2'-O-ribosylphosphate transferase activity. Bases 1 to 1407 code for a protein of 468 amino acids. Gene Ontology annotation, cellular component: cytoplasm. Gene Ontology annotation, biological process: charged-tRNA amino acid modification. The record is from RefSeq and is a predicted model, not a curated record.
AUGAUGGCUUCCAAAAACUUCCCUACACGAAUGGAAGAGCUUUCACUGAAUGACCCCAGCCUCAAUCCUUCCUUGUAUGCCAGUAUCAGAACGAUUCGCAAAUCUGCGCUCUCCAUACCACAUCGCCUCAAAUCGAUCUUAGCCGAUGCGGAAUUCGCAAAAGAAGUGUCUGAUCUUUGUGACUUUCCACUUGUGGCCAAUGAGCGAUGCGGAAGCUGGUAUAUCAACCCAGCUCAUAAAGCCGGCAGUGCUUAUUUCAAGAGUACCGACGGACACCACGGCCAGUGGUCUUUCUCUCUUCGCAGACUCAACAUGCAGCUGCUGCCUUUGCUCGGAAGGUACGGUGGUGCUGUGGUGGUUGAUUCUACUCGUCGCGGCAAGAAUCUACCAGACGCAUUCAGCAAGACAGUCCCGAUCUGGGUCGCUGUCAUCAACAGAACCUUGUUCCCUGAGCUGUCCGCUACACAUAGACUCCAAGUUCCGCCUGCCCCGAGUGAACUGGGUCGUUCCGAGGUCUCGCAGAUCGAAUCGAGGCUUGAAGAAUUCGCCCAGUCCUUUUGCGGCCUCGGGCUAGAUCUCCCCAAACUGCGUGACGAGUUGAAGCUGCCAAUUUCCCUAUCCUGGGUGAUCAAUGGCUGCUUUGACGUUGACAACCAGGAGCAGUCCAGUACAGCGAGUCUGACCGCUCCUUCUGAUACACGCUGUCAACUAGUACUUUGCAGCGCUUCGCGCCGUGUGCAUGGCGCUGAGGCCUCUGAAGGUGGAUACAUUCAGGGAGCAGGGGACGACAGUGAAGCAUGGUCUUGUGGUCUCACACCUCAAUUAUUCUGGGAGCACCGAGACCAGCUGAUGAGUUCGCCCGAGGAUGAUCUCCCAGAAAUCAUUGAGGAGUUACUGAAUGGGGAGAAAGAGGGCAAAGGAAGCCCGGCACAAGGUACACAUGUCGGUGCAACUAGAAAUCUUCACAUCUGCCAGGGACCAGUUCAUGAUCUGGGAGCAUUUGAUCUCGUCAUCAAUUGUAAUGGUAGCAGCGUCGCGAAUUCUACAAAGGUUACCGAUUUGGACUGUCGCUCCGGCAAGCUGGGAAGUAAGGAUCUUCGAGAAAAGCUGCCGGUAUUAGGGGACAUUGUCAGGCGUCAGCUUCUCAAAGACUGUCAAAGUCAGAUUCUGGUGACCUGUGCAACUGGCACGGAUCUGAGUGUGGGUGUGGCCGCAAGUCUUCUUUGCCUCUUUUACCAUGAUAACGGCCAUGUCAAAGAGCAUUUGGACAUGGUUGAUGCUCCUCUGGUUGAUAAAUUGCUUGUGAAACAACGGUUGGCCUGGAUCAGCUCCGCGAAACCGGAUGCUAAUCCUUCACGGGCAACGCUGCAAGCAGUGAAUUCUUUCCUCAUGCGACGUCCGGAUUGA